AUGAAACCGGAAACGUCAGCGAGCAUAGGAUCACGAGGAUAUGCCGAUCCGUGUACGCUCGUCGUAGCCAUGGUCUAUCUUGAUCGGCUGAGGGUUAAUGACAAGGCAUGGUUUGAGUCUUCCGACCCCACUGAUCUCUAUCUACCGGCGCUUGUGCUCGCUUCUAAAUUUCUACAUGAUUCCGAUACCUAUGACCGAGCAACAAACGCGGAUUGGGCGGAGGCUGCUAACAUCUCAAACCAGCACUUAAACCAAUUAGAGUGGGAAUUUGUUCAAAGAAUGGUAAGUUCAUUAUUUUUACGAGUUUGAUU
Cylicostephanus goldi is the source of this 311-nucleotide messenger RNA. NCBI's taxonomy places the organism in Eukaryota, Metazoa, Nematoda, Chromadorea, Rhabditida, Strongylidae. The record is from the annotation of a GenBank genome assembly.